AUGGGGUUUAUAAACUUUGUUGCUAAACCCUUAUUUGAUGGGCUUGCUGCUGUUGAUAUAGGGGGAGCUGUUGAACGCGAGGUCCUCUCCAACGUCCGCGCAAACGCGUCGCGGUGGGAGGCCCUCAGCAGCGCGGGUGUGGUGAUCCCUGAGUUCUUAGAGCCGUGGCCUGCUGCUUUGCUGCAGUGCAGCAGCAGCAGCAGCAGCAGCAGCAGCAGCAGCAGCAGCAGUAGUAGUAGUAGUAGUAAUGCUUUGCCUCCUCUUGCUGCUGCUGCUAUUGCUGCUGCUGCUGCACGCACACAAGCCAAUGCUGCUGCUCCUGCUGGCUCCAAGCUGCAGCAACUCAACCAAAAAAUAUUACAAAGAAACGCAGAAGGAUGUAAAACAACAAAAAUAGAUUUGAGGCCUUUGCUUAUACACACAGAAACUAGCAGGCACAGAGGCAGCAGCAGCGGGCACCAGCACCAGCAGCAGCAGCAGCAGCAGCAGCAGCAACAGCAGCAGCAGCAGCAGCAGCAACAGCAGCAGCAGCAGCAGCAGCAACAGCAGCAGCAGCAGCAACAACAACAGCAGCAGCAACAGCAGCAGCAACAGCAGCAGCAGCAAUGCAUGCAAAGCAGCAGCAAUGCUGCAUCACAUCGGCCCAGUCCUCCCCAUCAAGGUAGUAAACUACAAACACAAAAUAAAUAA
Molecule: messenger RNA, 690 nt
Organism: Eimeria mitis
Lineage: Eukaryota; Apicomplexa; Conoidasida; Eucoccidiorida; Eimeriidae
Product: 3',5'-cyclic nucleotide phosphodiesterase, putative
Exons: 2
Coding region: 1-690 (229 amino acids)
Source: RefSeq, a predicted model, not a curated record